CAGCGCCUGACCCGAGCCGUCUCCCCUUAUCAAGCCAACUCCUGAACACUUCUUCUAAAGGUUUCCAGCUGCUCAGAUGAAACAAAUUUUCCUCGUCACUCUCACGCUCUCUUUAACCCUCCGAAAGUAACGCCAUCCCCUGCCACAUGUCAAAAUGAUCAAUGCUGCUGGUCUUCUGCGUGAAACCCAUGCCCUGGUUAGUCGCGCGGGUGGCAUUCAUGUCCCUCCAGAAGUAAUCGCCAGUUGGCCGACUCCCAACUACAUCUCCCCAGUGCAAAGGACAUGGGGCGCCCCAGUAGCUCUAUCUAUCUUGUUGGUGGUAACGCUUCUCGUCUAUGCCGCCCGCAUGUGGGCACGGCUGACCAUGACCAAAAACGCUGGUGUCGAUGAUGUUCUUAUAAGUAUAUCGAUGAUAUUCUUGAUCGCACUAUCUAUUUCGACAAUUCUCGGCGUAACAAUUUAUGGCUUCCAAUGGCAUAUGUGGGAUCAAACACCGGCAACCAAAACUACCACAACUUACGUCACCAUGGCAAUCGAACUCAGUUACAUGAUUUCCACGACUCUCAUAAAAAUAUCAAUUUUGCUCUUCUACCGCCGGCUAACUGGAUCUUUAACUAACCGGUUUAUUUACCUAGUAUGGAUAUGUAUAGUAGCUUGCAUUCUAUACUUUGUUUCUUUUAUCAUCCUUAUCUUUUUCGCCUGCUCUGUAGCUGUUGGACGAAAGGAUUGUGCCGAAGAAGGACCAUUGAUAGUCUCUGUCACGACUGUUUCAACAGUACAAGACCUUGUUAUCUGCCUUCUUCCUACUUUCCUUAUUCGUAAUCUUCAGAUGCCCAAAACCCAGAAGCUUGCAGUCUGUGGUAUCUUCGGCUUAGGUCUUGUGACUACAAUAUGCGGUAUUAUGAGAUUAUAUUAUUCAGUCUAUCUUUACUAUUUUACGUACGAUGCGACAUGGUACGCGUAUUACGGCUGGAUUUGGACCGUACUCGAAGCCGACCUAGCCUUAAUCUGUGCGUCAGCUCCAGCACUUCGAGUCUUUUUCCGCCACUCUCUAGGCCUAAUGUCUUCCCACACUGGUAAUCCGCGAUCUGGCGCUAACAAAACAUCCCCUGGCAUUCUGUCAAAUCGAGCAACCCACUCAGGACCCUUAACACGGAAUGAUGGCAGCAAAGAUCUGGAGUCUAAAGGAGACAACAUUUACUUAGACAGUAUAUUAGUCGAGCGGGGUUUGAGCAGCACAACCCAAGAGAGGGAUGAUGCAAGCCAGAAGAGCGAUUCCAGCACCCGGAACCUUACAACUAUAAUUCAUGGGCCUAUGUCGAAGUAA
This is a messenger RNA of Bipolaris maydis ATCC 48331, 1327 nucleotides long. RefSeq lists its product as uncharacterized. Lineage: Eukaryota; Fungi; Ascomycota; Dothideomycetes; Pleosporales; Pleosporaceae. The record is from RefSeq and is a predicted model, not a curated record.